Messenger RNA from Cantharellus anzutake, 1965 nucleotides. RefSeq lists its product as uncharacterized. Gene Ontology annotation, biological process: protein polyubiquitination; ubiquitin-dependent protein catabolic process; positive regulation of proteasomal ubiquitin-dependent protein catabolic process. Lineage: Eukaryota; Fungi; Basidiomycota; Agaricomycetes; Cantharellales; Hydnaceae. The transcript has 6 exons. Gene Ontology annotation, cellular component: ubiquitin ligase complex; cytoplasm. Bases 221 to 1708 code for a protein of 495 amino acids. Gene Ontology annotation, molecular function: zinc ion binding; ubiquitin conjugating enzyme binding; ubiquitin protein ligase activity. The record is from RefSeq and is a predicted model, not a curated record.
CCAAUAACAGCUUCUGUCCUUCGAUGUACUUACUAUCCGCCACUGGCAGACAGUGGGCGUCCGAGUCAUUUUACAAGCGCCUAGCCGGACUUGCUGCGAUUUGAAUAUUGGCUCCUCUCAGACUCUCUUCAUUUAUCGCCGCAGUCUUAUCUGUCACCACAACACAGUCCACCCGUGCUUGCUAAUUCUACGACAGAAGUCGAGCUAUCAGAAGGCACACAUGGCUGGUGCUGCAUACGGUGGUGAAACAUGUCGGAGCAUCGUUGAAGAUGAGUUGUUGGCACUGGAAGCGAUUUAUCCGGACUGUAUAACACGCUUGGAGUCCUCAGAAGAUGGGGGUACUCUAAUCAAACUCGAACUACCUAUCAGUCUUGGCAGAGAGCAGCCCAUCAGAGUUGAGUUUGAACCCCCACCGGCGUCUGGCCCUGGACAAGAUUCCUCAACAUCCACUAUGACCCCAGAAUCAUUGGAGGAAGUGUUGGUAGUUUCGCACCUUCCUCCUUUGAUCUUAGAUUUGCGUCUUUCUUCAGCAUAUCCAUUGCAUGACCCCCCUCUCAUCAUUUCAGCAUAUUUCGCACACUCGUGGCUACCUUCUUCGUUGAUGCUCCCAUUGAUGCGGAGUUUCUAUGACUUGUGGGUCGAGCAAAAAGGGCUAGGCGAGGGUGUUUUAUGGCGUAUCGCAGAAGUCAUCCUAGAUGGUUCAUUUUUAGACCACACGUUGCACAUUGCUGAUUCUUCGUCGGCCACCAUCAGCUUAACACACCCAGCUCCUAAGGCAAUGGCCGGUUUGCUUCGGUGGCAUGACGCGCGGAUGGGCGAGGAAUCGUUUGCACGGACUACUUUCUUCUGCUCGAUAUGUCUCGAGAGUCGUAAGGGAACGGCGUGUAUACAACUCUCAUGUGGGCAUAUCUUCUGUAAGGGAUGCCUGCGAGAAGGGUGGGGUAUGGCUGUGCGCGAGGGCGAUUGUGGCCAGGUUAAGUGUCCUGACACAAGAUGUUUAUCCGCAAAUUCGAAUGCCCAAGCUAAUGAGCCCAACAGUGAAGCUGCAGAGGAAGAUGUGAGGAGAGUCCUCACGGAUGAGGAGGUAACGCGCUGGAAAUGGCUUAAAGUGAAACGCGAUAUUGAACGAGAUCCUUCAAUUGUGCAUUGUCCACUUCAGUUCUGUCAAGCUCCCGUCCGGCCCCCAGCUUCCGCAAACGACGACCACUCUCCAGGCGAGGAACUUUCCGCUUAUUCGAUUGGAUGGUUUAAAUUUCGCAUGUGCGAAGGAUGUGGGUAUUCCUUUUGUGUGUUUUGUCGCAAAUCAUGGCAUGGACCGCUGAUGCCGUGCGAGACACACAGCACGUCGGCCAUCCUCAAAGAAUACCGCUCCUUGCCGGAAGGCUCACAGCGCAGGAAAGCCCUGGAAAGGUCAAUUGGAAGGAAGAAUCUUCAGAGGAUGAUUGCCAAGGCGGAGGAAGAGGAAAUGAGCCAAAAGUAUAUCGAAGAAUUCACCACUGGGUGUCCCAAGUGUCAUACGCGUUGCGAAAAAUCCUAUGGUUGUAACCACAUGAUGUGUGCACAGUGUGGACAACAUUAUUGCUUUUUGUGUGGCAAUUACUUGAACGUGACGAACCCAUACGCACACUUUUCGGAAAAGUGGACAAGGUGCUAUGGCAAACUCUUUGAACGCCCUGGUGAAGUUCCAGACGAAAUCUUAUUCGAUUAAAUCCCGGUCGUAAUGGGAUGACCAGGCCUCAUCAUCGAUGUCAAGCGUGCAGGGCUACACUCCGCGUCCAAUGUCCAUUUCCCUCACAGGCGAUCGGAACAUCGGCCAUUGUUGACCUCUCGAUGUGUGACUACAUACCUUGUUUCACGCUGCUGAUUUCGUUGUAUUGCAUCUUUGUAUAACUACCCCCAUUCACUCACACCUUACCAGUCGUUGGGCAAUCCAUUUCUUCGUUGUCAAUCAAUCGUAUACUUUCA